This is a messenger RNA of Nannospalax galili (Upper Galilee mountains blind mole rat), 411 nucleotides long. RefSeq names its product ribonuclease 2B-like. Lineage: Eukaryota; Metazoa; Chordata; Mammalia; Rodentia; Spalacidae. Gene Ontology annotation, molecular function: RNA nuclease activity; nucleic acid binding. The record is from RefSeq and is a predicted model, not a curated record. Gene Ontology annotation, biological process: chemotaxis; innate immune response in mucosa.
AUGGGUCCUAAGCUGCCCGGGUCCAGACUCUGUCUCCUCCUCCUGCUGAGGCUUCUGAUAAUGGUUGUUUCAUUCCAGAUCGUACCCAAUGUAACCCGUUCUCAGUGGUUUGAUAUCCAGCAUGUAAAGAUGGCCCACCCCCAGUGUAAUAAUGCAAUGCAGGUAGUUAACAGUUAUACAGGUCGGUGCAAAAACAAAAAUGCUUUCCUUCAUACAACUUUUGCUAAUGUUGUUUGUGUUUGUGGCAAUAUAAAUACGACCUGCAGAGAUAACUCAACUAACUGUCAUAAUAGUUCAUCUCUGGUGUCUGUCUGUGACCUCCAAACUCCAGCAACUAAUUAUACGAGAUGCACACAUAACAGUUACAGGAAAGGAAAUCAGUUAUCAAGGGAAACAAACAAAGGAGCUUAG